UCUAGGUUGUUCUCUGUGGUAGGCCUAGUUUGGAUUGUAAGGAAUUGUCUGUCAGUCUUCGCAAGCACGUGGGUCAUACAAAUGUGAAGAGGCGUGAGAUUUAGGAUACAAUUAGUAGGCCUGUGGCUCAGAACAUGAGAAUUACCGAGAAUGACAGAGGUGCACUUGCCUCCAGCUUCCUCUCUUCCCGUAUCGUUUGACAGAACUUGUGAAUCAGGUGUUCUCUGUCGCAUUGUUUGCAUUCUUUGUUAUGUGCGCCGGUAGGUAACCACCCCACGGAACUUACAUAGCCUAGCUCUUCCGAAAACACAGAGCGCCAUGAAAUGAAGUGGCACAGUUUACUCAGAAGACGACACAUCAGAAGGGGGAUUUUGAGCGACGCAACCAUGGUGACAGUAGUCCACUCCACCAGCGCUUUUACCUAACUAAUUAUUUGUCUAGAGGUGAGUUGCCCGUUUCAGGAACUUUAAAAGUUAAGAGCUUUAAAAACGUAGCUUGCUAUUUGGACAUUUGAAGAGGAUAAUCGUCGGCAUGCAGUGUCAGAUGUUCUUGCUUUAUUUAAGGUGCUGGUAACAUACAGUGACCAACGCCAUGAGGUUCAACGGGUUCUUGAAAGUUCGAGUUGGGGAGGCGGUAGAUCUCAAACCGACAUCCUUCUCCAAACGGCAUUCUAUAAGACCAAGUGUGAAAUCAAAUUUGAUGGACCCUUACAUUGUGGCAAAGGUGGACGAUGUCAAAAUUGGACAGACUGUUACAAAGUCAAAAACGAACAGUCCAACAUACAAUGAAGUCCUGUGCGCGCAAAUUAGUGAUGCAAAGGUUCUGGAGCUCGCCGUGUUUCACGAUACUCCUAUUGGAUAUGACGAUUUUGUGGCCAACUGCACCUUUCAACUGGAGGAUAUGAUGGAUACAGCCAAUACGAGGCAGACCUUUGAGGGAUGGGUUGCUCUGGAGCCAGAGGGCAGAGUUUACGUCACCAUCUCCCUCACCGGCUCCUUCCUCGACGAUGCAGCGAUUAUAAACGGGUCGAGGGACCAUCAGAGGUUAAUAAGGAAGAAGGUCCUGAAGAGGAAGGUGCACCAAGUUAAUGGCCAUAAGUUCAUGGCUACAUACCUGAGGCAGCCUACCUUCUGCUUCCACUGCAAGAAUUUCAUAUGGGGUGUAUUUGGCAAGCAAGGUUACCAGUGUCAAGUGUGUACCUGUGUGGUCCACAAACGAUGUCACGACCAAGUGGUGACAAAAUGCCCUCGCAUGAAGAAAAAGGAAGACGAACAGGGUCCCAGUCAAGGUUUCAGCAUCAACAUCCCCCACAUUUUCAAGAAGCACAACUACAAGGUGCCCACCUACUGCAAUCACUGUGGUUCUCUGCUCUACGGUGUGGUCAAACAGGGCAUGCAAUGCCAGGGUUGCAAGAUGAACGUUCAUAUUCGUUGCCAGGAGAAUGUGGCUCCUAACUGCGGGGUGGACAGUGCUGAGUUAGCUCGCAAGCUGGCAGACCUCGGGGUGAAGCCUGGAAUCUCCCCUCUGUGUCAGAGAGGGUCAACCAUAAAGCCGGGACGUCCCUGCGAGGAGGAUCCGGUGGUUCCUAGGACCCGGAGUGUGGAGAGGGUCGGCCUGGACGACUUCACCUUCCUACAGGUGCUGGGCAAGGGCAGCUUUGGCAAGGUGAUGCUGGCGUGCAUGAACAGCACGGAGAGGGUGUACGCUGUGAAGAUGCUGAAGAAGGACGUGAUCCUGCAGGACGACGACGUGGAGGCCACCAUGAUCGAGAAGAGAGUGCUGGCCCUCGCCCACCAGCACCCCUACCUCACACAGCUGUACUACUGCUUUCAGACACCGGAUCGUCUGUUCUUUGUCAUGGAGUUUGUGAAUGGCGGUGACCUGAUGUUCCACAUCCAGAGGUCACGCCGCUUUGAUGAAGGUCGGGCGCGCUUCUAUGCCGCUGAGGUCAUCUGUGCUCUCACAUACCUGCAUUCGAAUGGCAUCAUCUACAGGGACCUGAAGCUGGACAACGUCCUGCUAGACAAAGAUGGCCACUGCAAACUGGCUGACUUUGGCAUGUGCAAGGAGGGGGUCUUCAGGGGGGACAUAACGUCCACUUUCUGCGGGACACCAGACUACAUCGCACCAGAGAUCAUCGAGGAGAAGCCGUAUGGUCACUCGGUGGACUGGUGGGCGCUUGGCGUGCUGCUGUACGAGAUGCUGUCUGGGCACGCUCCAUUCGAGGCCGAGACAGAGGACGAGCUGUUUGAGUGCAUCUGCCGCGACACGGUGGUCUACUCCUCCUGGCUGAGCAGCGAAGCCGAGGACAUCCUCAAAGGGCUUCUGAUGAAGGACCCCCAGUGUCGCCUAGGCUGUGUGGAGAGAGAGGGAGGAGAGGAGGCCAUCACGUCCCAUCCGUUCUUUUCCGGCCUCGACUGGAACGCCCUGAAGAAGCGAGAGCUCGAGCCUCCUUUCAAACCCAGAAUAAAAUCGCUGGAGGAUGUGAGUAAUUUUGACCCCGACUUCACCCAGGAGGAGCCCACGCUUACUCCCAUCGAGGACGCCCCAUUCACCUUUGGCAACCAGGAGUUUAAAGACUUUUCCUUCACAGCCCCCGAGCUGCUGCCCACAUAACAGAAUGCUGGACAAUGUACACUUUAGCAGUGUAUUUAAAUGGGCUUGAAUGCAGACACAAAGAUACGCACGCGUGCACACACACACACACACACACACACACACACACACACACACACACACACAAGUGUAAAACAUUCAGUCAUACUCCUGCUCUGACAAGCCCAUCGCCUCAAAGUUAUUCCCACACAAUAAGGGUCUUAAAAAAAAUAAAAAAAAGUAUGGUGUGGCCUGGCAGCUGCCAGCUAUUCUUGGAACUGUUUGACCAUCAAAGCCGGGAAUCAGAGCUUUGAGCAACAAAUACAUAAAAAAAAAUACUGGACUUUGGUCACUUUGAAUAUUCUUGUUUUGUUGUGAAUGCUUCUGUGGCAGUGCCAUGAAUUGCAUUGUGUUAUGAAUCGUGUGUGUGCGUGUCUGUGUGUGUGUGUGUGUGUGUAAAUUAGUGAGCCUACUGUGUGGCAAAAAAGGUGUCAUCUCUGUAGUCCCACACAUGGAUGGAAAUGAAGAAAAGAAUACUGUGGGAAAGGCCUGAAGAGACUUGAAAUUAAUUGCUCCAUGUGUUGACAGCAAAGUGAACAGCCUUCUCUUAAAUGAUUCAGAGGGCUAGGUGCUAAUGACUGUGGCACGACAGAAGAAUUAAUUUUUCAUGACUCCAACAAGCAUGUACCUCUCUUUUACACCUAACAAAAUACCUAACACCUAACAACUGCUCAAGGCUUGACUUCAGCCCUGUGAAUAGGACCUCAGUGUCCAGACCGUCUCCCUCUGCCACCUAUGAGCUUUGCCUUUGCUUUAAUCGAGUGACCUUUGCUUGCUUUUUUGGCAAGCCUCUGCCUUCGUCUGAAGUCCAGAAAUGCUCAAGACUUCUCUAACAAAUCAAAUGUCCCAUUGUGUUUCCUAAUUGAGGUCAGACAUUUUGUUUAGCAGCACCAAAGCUGAUGAAUUAUUUGUGAGGAUCUUUAGCACCGCUGUUGUUAUUGAGAAGGAAUGCCAAGGCUGUAUUGGGUCGAUUAGAUUGUAAAAUUAUAGAGACUCAAAUAGCACAGAUGUUUUAUCUUGUUUCUUGUUUUCCCAGGCUUGCAAGUCUGAAAUGCUCAUUUGCUGUAUCGCUGAAGGAUGUUUCCCUGGGGUUCUGCUAUAAAUUAUUUGAACAAAAGCAAGACCUCGGUAGGGGGAGAGAGAGAGAGAGAACAUUUUAUACCCAACGACAGGCCUUUUAAUUUCUCACAUGCCUCCAAUAAAUAACUUGUUAA
This is a messenger RNA of Alosa alosa (allis shad), 3869 nucleotides long. RefSeq names its product protein kinase C, eta, b (gene prkchb). Bases 592 to 2616 code for a protein of 674 amino acids. The record is from RefSeq and is a predicted model, not a curated record. The transcript is spliced from 14 exons. Gene Ontology annotation, biological process: protein phosphorylation. NCBI's taxonomy places the organism in Eukaryota, Metazoa, Chordata, Actinopteri, Clupeiformes, Clupeidae. Gene Ontology annotation, molecular function: diacylglycerol-dependent serine/threonine kinase activity; ATP binding.